AUGGUUCCAAGAGGAGUUUUAGCCGCCAGGGCCGCCCCGCUGGGUCCCGGAGAAGUGUCGCUGCCGCCGGCGCCAUCGACGGCGGUAGGGUGGGGGGUGCCGAUGCUCUUGCGGCGCGCGGUAGCGGUCCGGGGGGGCAAGGAGGGCCCUGUCGAAGGUCGGGAGGUGCUACCCGGGUGCCCGAUGGCGCUAGCAACGGGGUCCUGCUGCUGCUGCUGCUGCUGUAAGGGAGGGGGAAGAGGAGAUGGUGUGCUGGUGGAUGGGGAAGAGCUGGUGGGCGUGGCUGAGGUCCCACCGCCGUCGCUGCAGUUUGAGUUGAGAUUGCCGCCUGGAAGCUGCGCUAUGGGUGGCUGCUGCUUUGGCGCAUUGGGCCGCGGUGGCAAUUUUGGCAUCGCGCCGACGCUUCCGACAGCCGGUGUCGCAGCUGCAGGAUCGCUGCCGGAAUCAGCGGAUGACAUUCUAGAGGAACUGAGGAAGAGUUACUAG
Messenger RNA from Volvox carteri f. nagariensis, 486 nucleotides. RefSeq lists its product as uncharacterized. The transcript has a single exon. NCBI's taxonomy places the organism in Eukaryota, Viridiplantae, Chlorophyta, Chlorophyceae, Chlamydomonadales, Volvocaceae. The record is from RefSeq and is a predicted model, not a curated record. The coding region runs from base 1 to 486 and encodes 161 amino acids.